Lymnaea stagnalis (great pond snail) is the source of this 694-nucleotide messenger RNA. The record is from the annotation of a GenBank genome assembly. NCBI's taxonomy places the organism in Eukaryota, Metazoa, Mollusca, Gastropoda, Lymnaeidae.
GACCAUAGCUUAAUGUCUGACGACCUCAUCAUGAACUUGGAGCUGACUCUGACCUUUCCUAUCCAUGGCUUGACCGCCAUAACUGGAGUGAUCACAAACCUGCUCAGCAUGAUCAUCUUAUCUCGACUUGGACUCAAGAGCAGCAUGUGGGUUGGAGGGUUCGCUCUGUCACUCACAGAUUUUAUUGUAACUACCUUACACAUAGCCAUCUUGUGUUGCUAUAUCUUAAACUACAUCAAUCCAGAAAGUGAAGUAGAUAUGUUAGUGUUGGGAGUGUUUGGUAUUGGUUACUUUCGCUAUGCUGGCGUCUACAUCUCAAGUUGGAUUACCACGGUAAUCUCAGUAGAGCGGUGUUUCUGUGUUGUGUUCCCGUUUAAAGUCAAGCGUUUAUUUACUCGAACUCGCUGUGUCUUUACCAUUGUAGGAAUAUAUUUAAUAUAUUUUAGUCUAAUUUUGCCGGUAUACAUCUUUAAGAAAAUAGAUUGGCUGGACGAACUAUCAGUCGAAGAUAAUGUCACUGUUACAAAAAAAGAAAGUUUUAACAGGCAGAUACACUGAAGAAUUGGAUGAGUUGGAGAUUAUUAUUAACAUGACUGGCGCAGUUGCGCUCUCCAUAACAUCCCAGACUAUCUUGGUAAUGUGUACCAUCUGGAUGACGUACGCACUUAGAGCGUCCUCAAAAAUUAGACAACGU